AUGGCAGACUGCAAGGAUGGAGUUAAACACAACUUGAUUAACCAAAAUAUUAAAUUUGAAGAUAUAAUAGAAGAACUUGGAAGUUUUGGAAAGUUCCAAAUACGAAUGAACAUCAUCUUCAAUGGCAUCGCAGUAAUAUUUUCAACAAUGUCUUCAUACGCCAGGAUAAUUGCUCUGACGGUACCUGAACACUGGUGCCAUGUCCCAGGAAAGGAAGAUACAAAUUUAACUGCGGAAAUGUGGAAGAAUAUUACAAUACCAAGACAAGACGGAGAAUACAGUCGAUGCCUGAUGAAGACCCAAGGGGAAGAGAACGAAACUACACCCUGCUUGUAUGGCUGGGAGUACGACACCACGUGGCUGUUCCUUACUGCCGCUUCCCAGGAGGACUGGGUGUGCGAUAAGGAACUGUACCCAAAUACUGUGUAUUCCGUGAGCCUCUUCGUUUCCACCGCCAUUGGAGUUAUUCUCUUUUACAUUGGUGACAGGUACCUGCCUGAGUCACCACGAUGGCUGAUAAAUAAAGGACGCACAAAAGACGCUUGCGAGGUCCUGGAACGUAUAGCGCGCACAAACGGAAAAACUUUGUCUCCUGAUAUCACGAAAAAAAUUGAUACUCUUUGUCAACAAAGAACUUCGAAAAUGGGCUUUACAAUCAUCAUAACCAACAAAAAUCUCCUGAAAAAUACGAUUUUACUUGUGCUCAAUAGGUCAGCUGCUGCGUUUACUGUUUUCACCCUACUUUUCAGCAACAGUAAUUUCGGAGUGAAUCCAUUUGUUGCAUUCAUAGGAAAAGGAUCACUGCAACUAGUUGCAUUGUACGUGAGCCACGUUGUCGGAAACAAGUUCGGGAGACGGGUAACACAAUGUCUGGUGCUAAUGUCUAUUGGUUUCUUCUGCAUCAUUCUCGUAUUCUUAACCACAGGACAUUCAACCCAGUGGAUCAUAACUACAUUUUCGCUAUUGCUACUGUUUUGCUGCGAGUGUUCGUAUUCACUCUCAAACCUGCAGAGCUUGGAAUUACAUCCAACGAGUAUACGACAAAUAGGAAUCGCAAUUGAGUACGUCUUCGUUCAAUGCACUCUGACUGCUCCACCUCAUCUUGCUCACUUGGGGAAGACUUCUGGAAUGCAUAUCGUAUUCAGCGUGCUUGCAGCUGUGACACUGAUUAUGUCGGCUUUAAUGUCUUUCGUGCCGGAGUCAUUUAACGAGAAGCUCCCGGAGACAAAAAACGAUAUUUCACUCCUAGGAAAGAAUCAGAAGUACUGGGGUCUUCCUACCAGAAAGUAAAGGGGAUCGAGAAAAUAUUACUGAGCAGAACUGGAGCUGUGGACAUGAUCCUGCAAAAGUCUGGAGAAACGAAAUACUGUGAUGACAAAAGUAUAUAGGCGGUGUUCUUUAUUCUAACAGAAAUGAAAGCAAUUCCUUCCUGAAAUAAUGAUACGACCAUGAUUCAAGUGGUAUGAUGGUAAAGUGGUGAGGGAGACCAGUUACAUCUACAAAUGAAACAGAUA
Molecule: messenger RNA, 1514 nt
Organism: Schistocerca cancellata (South American locust)
Lineage: Eukaryota; Metazoa; Arthropoda; Insecta; Orthoptera; Acrididae
Product: solute carrier family 22 member 13-like
Exons: 7
Coding region: 1-1290 (429 amino acids)
Biological process (GO): transmembrane transport
Cellular component (GO): membrane
Molecular function (GO): transmembrane transporter activity
Source: RefSeq, a predicted model, not a curated record